Prunus armeniaca (apricot) is the source of this 405-nucleotide messenger RNA. The record is from the annotation of a GenBank genome assembly. NCBI's taxonomy places the organism in Eukaryota, Viridiplantae, Streptophyta, Magnoliopsida, Rosales, Rosaceae.
AUGGAACGACAAUAUGGGUCUUCUUCGCAUCCUCCUCAGUUCAAUGGUGAAAACUAUGGAGAAUGGAAAGCCAGGAUUCAGGCCUAUAUCUGGGCACAAGGAGAUGAUGUUUGGGAUCUAGUUUUGGAAGGAUAUGCUGCACCUACCAAGACUGAGAGAACUAUUGAGAAACGGAAGAUUGAGACAAAAGAUGGUGUAGAAGAGAAAGAUGUUGUGGUUAGUGAAUUUCAAAUUCCCAAGCCUAAGAUAGAAUGGAUUGCUGAAGAAAAGGCUAUGAGUGUUUAUAAUCAGAAGGGCAUACAUGCCAUAUUUGUUGCUAUAUCUUCCGAACAGUUUGCACAUAUCAGAAAUUGCAAGACAUCAAAGGAAGCAUGGGAUAACCUUAUAAUUGUUCAAGGGGAAUAA